Molecule: messenger RNA, 1472 nt
Organism: Myxocyprinus asiaticus (Chinese sucker)
Lineage: Eukaryota; Metazoa; Chordata; Actinopteri; Cypriniformes; Catostomidae
Product: ragulator complex protein LAMTOR1-like
Exons: 5
Coding region: 132-614 (160 amino acids)
Biological process (GO): cellular response to amino acid stimulus; cholesterol homeostasis; endosomal transport
Cellular component (GO): Ragulator complex; membrane raft; lysosome
Molecular function (GO): guanyl-nucleotide exchange factor activity; molecular adaptor activity
Source: RefSeq, a predicted model, not a curated record
AGCUCUGUCAUGUGACGGUUCGUGCGUUUGCAGCAAAGAUUUUCACAGUCAACAGACAAACAAAAGCAAAAACUCCACUUUUGAGACUGAAAACCUCACAAAGAGUAGACUGAACCUUCUGGACGGAUAUUAUGGGGUGCUGUUACAGCAGCGAGAGCGACACGACAGAGGAGGACCAAGAUGCAGGGAAGCCACUGAUUCCUGACCCGAACCUAGACAGAAAACUGCCCUAUGGCAAGGAGCGAAAUGCCGACAGCCUGCCGUCCAACCGCACAGACGAGCAGGCCCUGCUCACGGGCAUACUGCAGCGGACAGCCUUGAACAUAAUCGACGUGUCUGCUGUUGAUUCUCAAGGCAUGGAACAACAUGAAUACAUGGACAAAGCCAGACAGUACAUUACGAAGCUGGAGGUAUUGAGCAGAACAGUCUCUCAGAAGAAGCCGGUUCCUCUUCCAUCACUGACCAGCCAACCUCACCAGGUGCUUGCCGCUGACCUGGUGCCCUACGCAGAUGUACAACAGGUCUCAAAGAUCGCUGCAUACGCCUACAGCGCCAUCUCACAAAUUAAAGUAGACGCAAAAGAAGAGUUGGUGGUGCAGUUUGCUAUACCAUGAUUUAAAAGACAGACCCCUUCCCCCCCAUGUCCUCUAUCUCUAUUUUUCUCUCUAGUAUAGCCCAGUUCUCCCCCAUUCUCCCUUCAAACUUCUCUGUUCCUGAAUUUAAUAGAAAGUCACAUACUGAUGGAUUCGUUCUCUGAAUGUGCUGCAGAUAAAUAUAAUUAAUCCAGACCAUAGCUCCUUGUGUAAAUCUGUAACAGCGCUCACCCCGGACACCCUCAAGUACCCACCGCACAGAGGAAAAGGGUUAAAGCGUUUAACAUAGCAUCUGAUCUACUACUCGUGCUAGGAUGAAUUGUGAUUGAUCGUUGAUAUGAAGGUGAUUGGCCUCGUUCGGUGGUAGUUCUUCAGGUUUAUUGAAGCAUCAACCAAACACUCUCACAACAAAUAACACAAACAUAUAAAACUCAUCGGUGGCGUCAAGCUGCCACGAUUCAUUUGGUGAUUUGUUUCUACCGCUGUUGUCCUUGGAAUGUCCUGACUGGUCGGAGGUUGUCAAACCAAAUUUUAUUUGCAUUUGGUUCCACAAUGUGCUGAACACAACCACACAUACUGUACUCGCAGCUUCAGUUGUAGAAUUUAUCUUAUACAGGCCAGAAACUGUACUAAAGUAAAAAUCCCCCAAUCUAAAAUGUGCAGACUUUUUGUUGGAUAGUAUUGUAGUGUCUUAACACAGAGGCUGUUGGGAAGGUUUUGGUUCAGCACUGUCCUCUAUGUCAUUCAGUUACACUGCAAAAAAUAUUUUUCUUAAAGGAAUAUUCUGGGAUCAAUACAAGUUAAGCUCAAUUAGCAGCAUUUUGGGCAUAAUGUUUAUUUCCACAAAUAAAAUUUAUUUAAAAAAAAAAAAAAAAAAAA